Xyrichtys novacula (pearly razorfish) is the source of this 5809-nucleotide messenger RNA. The record is from the annotation of a GenBank genome assembly. Lineage: Eukaryota; Metazoa; Chordata; Actinopteri; Labriformes; Labridae.
AUGGCGGCGGCCGUCGACAGUGUUGUGAAAGUGUAAGUUUACCUUUCAAUAGUUAAGAGUAAACCGAGCGGCAUUACAGCUAUGAAUGUCGAGUGUGGCUAAUCCUAUCACACCCCUGCUCAUCCUGUAAAAUGAUAGAUAUUUCCUCCAUAAUCUCGGGCUCAACAUUGUCCCUAAAGAGUAACGUUCUUGACUGAGCUAAGGUUAGCCUGUUAGCUGUGAGCAGAUCUGAACUCAAAGAACCGGUGCUGGAGCUCUCUUUUAGACUUGUAUCCCGAACUUAGCUUCGUAUAUUUUUUGCUGUGAUAAUGCCACACACGGUGCUUCAAAACUCGCUUCUCGGCCGCCUGUUAAUUCACCAAAGAGUUGAUAGUACAGUUAGCUCUGAGGGUGGCGGGUGUCUUGUUGUCGAGCUCGCUAACAAUCAACCUUUUGUUCUGACAUCCCUCCAUCGAUCCUGAUGGAGUCAGGCUUUGUGAUCAGUGAAACUUACUUAUGUGUGCCUUCUGAUUAAAUACAAGAGUUAUAUACUAAAUGUAACAAUGUAACACAACCAAGCGGCACAUUUGGGUAAAAAAUGGGAAGCGAGAUAAAUGUGAUAUCUCUGUCGAAAGGUUGAGCUGUAUUCAGAGGUUAUGAUGAAUGGUUAUCACAUCAGUACUGUGAAAGUGAAGAGUUGGUAUAAUCCUUUCGAUGAACAAUUGUUAGAUAGGUAUUUACUUAUCGAUAGAAGCAGAAGAUGGCUUUUAAUAAAACAAACAAUUAAAAGCCACUCAGUUUGCACUAAUUAUUGAGGAAUAUGAUGUAAUUCAGUUUUGCAUGCUAUUUGUAUUAAGCAGUAAUAAUUAACCAUUUAUUCUGAUCCCUUUUAUUUGACUUGUUUGUGUCUUACUUUGUUGUUUCAGGCUAGGAGAGCAGUAUUACAGAGAUGCCAUGGAGCAGUGUCACAGUUACAAUGCACGUUUGUGUGCCGAGCGCAGCAUCCUGAUGCCUUUUCUGGACUCUCAGACCGGUGUAGCUCAGUCCAACUGUUACAUCUGGAUGGAGAAGAGACAUCGAAGUGCAGGUAUUUAUUAUCAAUUACGGCUUAUUCAGUGUUAUUAUCGAUUUAUUACAGUCUCACUUCACUUCAUUUCAACUUUAUUAUGUCCCAAAAUGGGCAAAUCGGAUUGCAGCAGGCACAGGCAGUGAAAACACUGCCGUACAUCAUAAAAGAGAAUAAAAGAAAAUACAUUUACAUAAAAAACAAUUCAGGAAGUAAAAAUCGUUAAAGACGAUUUAGAAGGUAAAAAAGCACAUGUCAGUCAAACCAGUAUUUUUGUAUAAGCAAAGUGCAUAGACUGCAGAAACAAAGUGCAGUGUGCAGUUUGCAUACCGAUAAAAGAAACCCUAGAUUAAGUUUUAUCCUUCCCAGAUCAGCGAGAUCAGGCCCAUUAAACCUAGAGCCGAUACGUACAGCAAGAACACAAUAAUUCAGUACAAUACAAAAUAAUUAUAAUAAUAGUAAUAGUAAUGAUAUACACCAUCCAAUAUCAGUAGCAGUUAUCUCCUCCUGCAGGAAUCAUUUAGGGCUUUGAUAGAGCCUGGGAUGAAAGAGUCUCCUCAGUACUCUGCAAAAUGGUAAAAAACAAAACAAAGAGCUUUCACUUCACACAAAAUAACAGAUUACUCAACUUCCAAUGCUUGUCUUUGUGUUUCUACUUGUUUCCAAAACAACAGGUGUAGCUCCAGGGCAGUUGUACACCUACCCUGCUCGACGCUGGAGGAAGAAACGGCGUUCUCAUCCUCCUGAGGACCCACGCCUGGCCUUCCCUCCUCUCAAAGCAGGUAUCACGUCUGAAAAAUCAUGAUGAAAAAUCAACCACAAACACAGUCAGCGGGAUUGGUCUGAAACCUGUUUUGCCUGAAGUUACAGAAAGUGGUUCCGCUUGUAAUGCUAUUUUGAGGUAUGUUUGUUUUUGUGUCUCUCUGUCAUGUUCAUACACGUAUUACUGUUGUCCUUCUUCUGUGUAGCGGAUUUGGAGUUGGGUCUGAAGCGAGAUACCCUUGGACCGGUGGAUGGCAGCAGUCUGGAGGCACUGCUGAAGGGGGAGCCUGUUGACAGGAGGAGUGGAGUGUCGGACCUGCGUGGUCCUGAGGAUGAUGCAGCAACCGUGGAGCCUCCUGCCUCCUCUGCAACCACGCACACUUCUUCUGGGCGUGUCAGGAAGGUCUGGCUCAAAGAUAGCUGAACACUUUUAUUCCUGCAACUGUAGCAGAUCAUGUAUAUAUAAUUAUGAUGUAACUGUCAAAUCAGCAUCCCUCAGUACCCGCUACUUAAAUCUCUUUUUGCUCACCAUGUAAGUGGCAGACAGCAAUAAGUAAUCACAGCCACAUUUUCUACUUUCAUAAACUCAUAAUAAAUAAUACUGUCAAUGAAAUUACUUAAUUUAACAAAGAACUGUAGUUUGAGUACAGCCAGACCUAAUCUGAACCCGUUUGUAGCAGCGAGUCCUGGACCAUGAUGACUACUUGGAUGACCUGGAUGAUGAAGACUUUGAGGAUGAGACCCCAAAGAGACGAGGAAAGAGUAAAUCCAAGGUGAGUGGCAUGUCUUUUUCUGCAUUAAGAUCAGUAAAAUUGACAUUUCAGACACAAAAGUUUUAUAUUUUAACCACAAGACUGAGGGGAUAGUUUUUAAAUCUGCGUUUUUUUACAGCUUUGAUUUUUUUUUGUUGAUUCUUUUAGUGGCACAGUAACCGUCCUUGUAUUAAAUCCUGUUCUUUUUUCCUUUAAAAUGCAAAAGGAAAAUUCAGGAGUGUUAAAUGCCUCUUUCAGGGUCGCAGUGACAAGAAUGGCAAGAAAAAACAGGAAGCUGCAGCUGCUGCGUUGGAGGAGAGAGACAAACCAUACGCUUGUGAUAGUGAGUACAAACUUCUUUAGCUUGCUUGUGUGUCAUGCAUGUCAGCAAAAGAGGCUUUUGCUUUUUCCCCUGGAAGACAAAAACGCCCUUUCUGCCAUGCAUGGUUUGAUCUGAAAGAGCCUACCAAGGACUAAAGUUUGACAGCAAAGAAAUUGGAAAAGUCGCCCGCCUGAAUGCUUUUUUUUUUUUUUUUCCUGCUAUUUUUCGUUUUGAUUUUUUCCUGAGAUGCCGCGCCAUGUGUGCUCUCUAACUUCCUGCUGGCCAUGAAGCUCAUUGUGCAAACGCUCACCGCUACCCGAUGAGUUUGCUGCUAGCGCGUCAGCCGAAAAUUAACAAUGUGAAUAUAACUGGGUAAAGUCGGUUGUGGGUCGAUGAGCAGCAUUCCUUUGUGGUUCUUCCUUGGGCCCUUUUGGACGAUCGCUACGAUUGGCCGCCAUCACUGUAACACUUUUCUAUGACCAUGUGUGUGUGUCAGUCUGUGGGAAGCGCUACAAGAAUCGUCCUGGCCUGAGCUACCACUAUACACAUUCUCACCUGGCUGAGGAGGAGGGCGAGGACCGCGAGGAGAUCGAGGCACCACCCACUCCUCGCCAGCCUGAGGAGCAGAAGAGUGAGUCACUCUCUAGUGCUGUGAAAGAGAGAGAGAGAGAAAGAGAGAGGAAGGAGGGAAGGAAGGUUUGGUUGCAUGCUGUGUAGCAUGUGUGUGUUUGUACAAAAGAUGUCUCUCUCUCAUUCUUGAUUUUUUCAUGGCGCUCCUUUUACUUUUUGGUUUUCAUGAUGACUUUGAAUCCCGAAUUGUGGGAUAAGUCUCAGUGUUUCUGACCAGAAACAUGUUUGCACAGUUUUGAAUCCUGUUUUUUUUUUUUUUUUUUUCUGCAUUUUUUCCCCAUCAUCAUAUUUGUCUGUUUUUCUUUUGGUAUCGUGUUAGCAGAUGCUUUCAAAAAGUGCUUUUUGUCGAUGCCAUUCAUCAUUUCUUUGGAUUAUUUUUCAAUACAUCAUCAGAGAGUUACUGAAAUGAAAAGCUGUUGUUGACUUUUGUGAAAUGAACAGGUUUGUGUGCUUCAUAUUUCUAUUAUUUGAUUUACAUAUAAUUGUGACUGCAGUAAUGACUCCAUAAGACAUCAUAACAAGGAAAGUGGUAUUUGUUUCAACUGUCUUUUUAAACAGUUAUAAUGUGUCAUAUUAAUGCACCAAAUGGUUUCUUCACUUGUUCUCACACUCAGCAACAAAAAAGGGUCCCAAUGGGCUGGCACUGCCGAACGAUUACUGCGACUUCUGUCUGGGUGAUUCCACCUUGAACCAGAAGACAGGCCAGUCAGAAGAGCUGGUGUCCUGCUCAGACUGCGGUCGCUCGGGUAAGAACCUGAAAACUUUCAAAAACAUCUAAAUCCACUCAACGCUGGAGCUUGGACUCAAAACAUUUAUUCCUUUUCUCCUCUGCAGGCCACCCAACAUGCCUGCAAUUCACACCAGUGAUGAUGGCUGCAGUGAAGACCUACCGCUGGCAAUGUAUCGAGUGCAAGUGUUGCAAUGUUUGCGGUACCUCAGAGAAUGAUGUAAGCCCUGUUACGAGAUAGAAACUGUGUGUUGCUGACAUUUGUUAUUGAAGAAUCAUAGAGUUGUUGUGUUUUAUUAGUGAGGGUAUUCUCAGUGAGGGUAAAUGGCUCAGGACUUCUUACAUCAGAUUACACUUGACAUCAAACUUGACAUAGUUUUUAAUAAGACCCCUCAAAUGUACACAGCCUGUAAGAAGCCAAACUUUAUGUACUGAAACAUUUCAAGAUUGAAUCACUAAUUGUGUAGAUUUAAGUGUCCCCAACUUCAAAGUAGGGCUGAAUGAUUUUGGAAAAUGAUCUUAUUGCGAUUUAAUAUGCGAUUUUUUUUCAAGGCCCUCUUCUAAUGUAUUUUUCUAAUCAGACAACUGUUGUGUUUCUUUAGGACCAGCUGCUAUUUUGCGAUGACUGUGAUCGAGGCUACCACAUGUACUGUCUGAGUCCUCCCAUGACUGAACCACCAGAGGGUAAGCUGACAUGACUGCAGAUAUUAACAGACUUCUUCUCUUAACUCUCUGGGCAAAAAAAAGGAUCUUAGCAUCUGGUUAAUGUGUAAAGUUAGGACACAUGCUGCACACACAGAGUCCAAUCAUACUGCUGUCAGCAUAGUUGUGAUGAACAAGAUUCAAAUUCGUUAAGAGUAAAGGAUCAGGAGUUUGGAUAUCAAGUCUCACUCUGAUCAUUUUUACACUUUUAUUUGUUUUCAAUCACAGAAAUCUAUAGUUCUAUUCAUGUGUAUGAGAUAAAGUCAGCUUGACAGUAUAGGAUUAAUGUGAGACAAAUAUUUGAGGGCACCAAAGGAAUACGGCUGUUUCUUAUAUAGGGUCCCAGCCACAGCACUGGCCACCAAACAUCUUUUUAACUUUGCCCAAUUUCUUUAGCAAAAAGACUGAACACAACUCACUCACUCCCUUCCAGCAGCCGCUUGAUGGUAGUGAGACUAUACUAUGGCUGGGACACUAUAUGUACUGUUGAUGAAGUUAGGUGCUGUUCUGAGCAUUAUUUGUGGCUAUAGAGUGGCGUUUUGGUUGAGGUUUGUUUAUGGCUCCUCAGACCGCCGUGUAUUGCUAUCGUGCGGUCGUUACUAAAGUUGGUUUAACUACAGAAGCAGGCAGUCGGCAACAUUCAUCUCUCGACAGGGUGUCUAACUCGGUGUUGCGGUGUUUUUGACCCUAAGUUAAUUUUACGCCGGAAUACCCCUUUAAGCGUGCUUUACCACAAAAUAAAGCUGCAUUCUCAUUUGCUAACAUUUCUCUUGUAAUUUACAGGGAGCUGGAGCUGCCACCUGUGCCUGGCCCUUCUAAAAGAUAAAGCCUCCAUAUACCAGCAGAACCAGAACUCUGCCCCAGAGUGA